This is a messenger RNA of Erinaceus europaeus (western European hedgehog), 2478 nucleotides long. RefSeq names its product small glutamine rich tetratricopeptide repeat co-chaperone beta (gene SGTB). Gene Ontology annotation, molecular function: molecular adaptor activity; protein binding. The record is from RefSeq and is a predicted model, not a curated record. Gene Ontology annotation, cellular component: membrane; TRC complex. The transcript has 11 exons. Lineage: Eukaryota; Metazoa; Chordata; Mammalia; Eulipotyphla; Erinaceidae. Gene Ontology annotation, biological process: post-translational protein targeting to endoplasmic reticulum membrane. The coding region runs from base 229 to 1143 and encodes 304 amino acids.
UGCUGGCGAAGCCCAGCAGCCAGGAGCGCAGCGCACAACGAGGUGGGCCGCGGGGGCGGUGGACAUUUGGGAGCCGGGCAAGUUUGGGCGACCGCUGGCAGUGCUGUGAUCCGGAGUUAGGCUCUAAGCCUGAGGACCAAGGGGUGGGCGGACCGAUUUACGGACGCCCGCGGGCCCGCUGCCGCCGUCUUGCGUCCUCUUGCCUGGGAAAGUGUUUCAACUUCUAAGAUGUCAUCUAUCAAACAUCUAGUUUAUGCAGUUAUUCGUUUCUUACGGGAGCAAAGCCAGAUGGAUGCUUAUACCGCUGAUGAACAAGAAAGUUUGGAAGUUGCAAUCCAGUGCCUGGAGACUGUCUUUAAAAUCAGCUCAGAAGAUACACACUUAGCAGUUUCACAACCUUUGACCGAAAUAUUCACAAAUUCCUUCUGUAAGAAUAACAUUCUGCCACUUUCAAAUUCAGUGACUGAAGAUGUGGGGAAAGCUGACCAAUUAAAAGAUGAAGGUAAUAAUAACAUGAAAGAAGAAAAUUACGCUGCUGCAGUUGAUUGUUACACGCAAGCAAUAGAAUUGGAUCCAAAUAAUGCUGUUUAUUAUUGCAACAGGGCUGCUGCUCAGAGUAAAUUAGGUCACUACACUGACGCGAUAAAGGACUGUGAAAAAGCAAUAGCAAUUGAUUCAAAGUACAGCAAGGCCUAUGGGCGAAUGGGGCUGGCCUUGACUGCUAUGAAUAAAUUUGAAGAAGCUGUUACAAGUUAUCAAAAAGCAUUAGAUCUUGAUCCUGAAAAUGAUUCCUAUAAAUCAAAUCUGAAAAUAGCAGAACAGAAGCUAAGGGAGGUGUCAAGUCCUACAGGAACUGGAUUGAGCUUUGACAUGGCCAGUUUAAUAAAUAAUCCAGCUUUCAUUAGUAUGGCAGCAAGCUUAAUGCAAAACCCUCAAGUUCAACAGCUAAUGUCGGGAAUGAUGACAAAUGCCAUUGGAGGACCUGCUGCUGGAGUUGGGGGCCUUAGUGACCUGUCUAGCCUCAUCCAAGCGGGACAGCAGUUUGCUCAGCAGAUACAGCAGCAGAACCCUGAACUUAUAGAGCAACUGAGAAACCACAUAAGGAGCAGAUCAUUCAGCAGCAGUGCUGAAGAACAUUCCUGAUGAGAGUCUCGGGACCCAGCCCCAGAAGGCCAACGGUUCAUGGCUCUGAAGUGUUUGCUGUAGAUAGUGGCCAAAACAAAACAAUUAAAAAGAAAUGUUUAGGAAAUAAGUUUAUCAUGGACUUUAACAUACCAUGACUCCUUUGUAAACAAAUGAUCAGUAGACUUGCCAAGUGCCACUAUAGCAUUUGACAAGGUUCCAUUUUCAAACCUUCAUUGUCAUAUUUGUAUAUUAGACUUAUAGCAGAGUAUAUUUAUUAAACAUUAAGGAUAUCUGAUGGUGAGUGCUCUAGCAAACUUUUCUGAAAGAGGGGACAUUACCCAAGAGGAAAUGCUUCUCAUGCUGCUUAGAACAUAGACUUGCCAUUGAUCAGGAAGUCUGAAAUGUAUUAUCUAAGUUUAGGGUUUAGCUAUGUAUCAGUAAUGAAAAUGUACCACAGGAGGCGGUACUCUCUCUUAAUAUUACUGGUUCUUAUGGGUGACAGUGAAUCUUAAAGAGCUGGUGGGAAGCACUGUUUCAUUCAUGGGAUGUUAUAUUGAAAAGAAAAACCGGAUACUGUCACUAUAAAGAAAAUGAAGGUAGUAUGCUCAGGUUUUAUGUUUAGUUUACUAAUGUUGUCUGUAGUUUGGUUAUUGAAACAAUAAGCAUGACCAAGUAUGCUAAGUACAUAAUUAAUUACAUUUAGAAGUCCUUAGUGGUACUGGUGACACCAGCUGUAUAACUAGUCACUUUAUCUUACAUAAUUUCUCCAGUGAUGACCUAACUAUAGAAACUUUCAAAUAUCACUAUAGUUAAAUAAGACCAUGGUUUGGCCCUAAUUAAGGAUGUUCUAAGUGACAUUUAUUUAUGUACCCAUAAAUUCUGAUUAUUUAGAGAUCUAUAAUCACUUAUGGAUUACAAACAGCGUUUUCCACCAACGUCGCUUGUUUAUAUAAUUCUCUGGUAUGUUUGGCUUCAAACAGAAUUUUUGUUUUAUUUAAAUCUGAUGCCAAUUUUAACAGGGAAUUUAAUAUGUCAUAUUGAAAUGCCAUGUUAACUGAGACAAGUGACCUGGGUAUUGAUGGCAUGAUUAACCAGUGAUGAACGACAAGACCAUUCCAGCUGGAAUUUGUUAGCUAAGAUUGGUAAGUUGGACAGACAUGCAAAUAUUUCACAAGUGUUAUGAGGGAAAAACUCAAAAAGGAAGUUAUAAAGUUAGUAAUACUAAUGAUAAUAUAUAAAAGUUCUCAAAAGAUUAAUUACUUGGUAUAUUGUUUAAUAUUUAUUUAUUCCUUUUUAUUCCCUUUGUUGUUUUAUUGUUGUAGUUAUUAUUGUUGUUGGAUAGGACAGAGAGAA